Molecule: messenger RNA, 602 nt
Organism: Paramecium pentaurelia
Lineage: Eukaryota; Ciliophora; Oligohymenophorea; Peniculida; Parameciidae
Source: the annotation of a GenBank genome assembly
UAAUGAAAAUCAUUAUUCUUUGUUUAUUGUCUUUUAGUGUCUUAUCUCAAUUAUCAAAGUAGACAGUCACACAUAAAGUGAAGAUUGGUGUAACAAUUGAUGGUAAGAAUGAAGGAGAAAUCACUUUGGGUUUGUUUGGAAAAGUUGUACCAAAGACUGUGGAAAAUUUCAGAGCUUUAUGUACUGGUGAAAAACCAGGUAAAAGCUAUGCUGGUUCACCAUUCCAUAGAAUUAUUCCAAAUUUUAUGAUAUAAGGAGGUGAUUUUACAAAUGGUAAUGGUACUGGUGGAGAAUCAAUCUAUGGAAACAAAUUCAAUGAUGAAAACUUUAAUUUGAAACAUGAAAUCGGAUGUAUUUCAAUGGCUAAUGCAGGACCAAAUACAAAUGGAAGUCAAUUCUUUAUUACAACUGCUGAUACUCAUUGGGUAACCAUUUUUAUAUAUUCUUUUAGUUAAAUGGAAAACACGUAGUCUUUGGAAGAGUCAUAGAAAAUAUGGAAUUAGUAAAAAAGAUUGAAGCUUAAGGAUCAUAAAGUGGAUAGCCUAAAACCAAAGUCAUAUUUGCCACUUGCAGUGCUGAAGUUGUCACAGAUGAAUUAUGAG